CCUUCAGAAAACAAACGCCAAGUUCGUUGACUGUUCUUCCAGCUGCUAUUCUGCAAGAUGAGCUUGCUGGUAAACCAAUGUGCGAGUCGUUGGAUUGGUGGCGAUGAGAAACUCUAUCGAGGUGUCAAUCUUUGUUACGCGAGUCGGCAGGCGAGAUUGAAUUGUUUUCUGAUAGGGAAGCCGAGGGUCGCGCUGAGGGUGAGUGGUGGAGGUUCAUCCGGUGAUGAGUGUGCUCGCCGCCGCGACGUUGUGUCGUUGUUGAAGAACGACGGUAUAAGUAGCUUUCGGGAGAAAGCCAUUGCGAGCUCCGUUGCAGUAGCUGGCUGUAAUUCAUUCUUUCUCGUCCCGAAUUCUUCCUCAGUUGCAAAUUUGGUUGCUGUUGGAAAUGCAAAGGCUGUGUCCUCGGACAAAUUACUGGAAGAUGCUGCAUUCCUUUACACUCUAGCUGAUGGGAGCAUUGGGGACUGGUUGGGAGGAUUCCUGUAUUCUGCUAAUCAACAGGCUAAUGAAGCUGUUCAGGGCCAAUUAUCAGCACUUAGCUUCACCAGUUUGGCUGUUAUUUUUGGGGCAGGACUUGUAACUAGUCUUUCUCCAUGUACAUUGAGUGUUCUACCUUUGACGCUUGGUUACAUUGGAGCAUUUGGCUCUGGCAAAAGCAGAACAGAGGUCAUUGGUGACUCGGUCGCAUUCUCCUUAGGAUUGGCAACUACGCUUGCUCUUUUAGGUGUAGCUGCCUCUGUUGCUGGAAAGGCAUAUGGGCAGAUAGGGCAAGGAUUACCCUUGGCAGCUUCUGGAUUGGCGAUAUUUAUGGGUCUCAAUCUGCUGGAGGUGAUUGAGUUGCAACUUCCUUCCUUUUUUGACAACUUCGACCCUCGUGCUGCUGCUGCUAAUUUUCCUUCAAGUGUGCAAGCAUAUUUAGCUGGGCUCACAUUUGCAUUGGCUGCAUCACCUUGCAGUACGCCUGUGCUGGCAACUUUGCUAGGAUAUGUAGCCACCUCUAAGGAUCCAAUAGUUGGGGGCAGCCUGCUUUUGACAUACACAACUGGUUAUGUUGCUCCACUUCUUCUUGCUGCUUCUUUUGCUGGAGCGUUGCAGAGUCUACUGUCGUUCCGGAAGUUCUCAGCAUGGAUCAACCCCACCAGCGGAGCCCUACUGUUAGGAGGGGGAGUGUACACUUUCUUGGAUAGACUCUUCCCUAUUUCAAUGUCGAUGUAGGAGUCGCCACAGGUCAGGAGCUUCAAGUAAACAAUCGGGGAUAGGGAAGUACGUAUAUUUCGAUUUAGUUUCAGCUGUCUCCUGCCAUCUUGGUUCUGUGGAAAGCAGGAUGAAAUUGGUCUAUAUAAUACAUCAAUGUCAUGUCCAUACUCAGUCCUUUUGAUUGCAUUUCCCUAAUUUUCUGUAUCACGAAUUAAUUGCAACGACAGAUGCAUUUUCAAGAACUAAAGAUUAGUGGACCUCUUUGGUCCUUGAGUCCUUGACAUUUCUGAAGGAACCCGAUGACAGAACAGAACUAGUAAUAAUUAUCCCAAACUCUUUGGAUUGUCGUCACUCAUAGUAUUGGAAUGCGUAGAGAAGGCAAGUAGGCAACGCCUAACAAGUAGCAAGAUAAGAUAAGGUGGCCAGGCAGCAGGCAAAAGUGUCGGUUGCAGAACGGAAUUCCUCUCCCAGGCGUGCUUUCUUUGUGCUCAGACAGAUUGGUAACAUUUUCCAGUUAAGGGCAGAAACCCAACAGAAGGGAUUACAGAGGCAUGGCUUCCAGUUCAGGCACAGCCGUUUUACUUAUCGGUUAUAAUGCAUUCAAAAGUGUGAUUCUAUAUUGAAGCGUUUUGGAACCUAAAAGUAUAAGAUGCUUUAAAUCGUGGGUUUGACUACAUUAAUAAGGUGGGAAAACAUUAUUAUCCG
Messenger RNA from Linum tenue, 1902 nucleotides. Lineage: Eukaryota; Viridiplantae; Streptophyta; Magnoliopsida; Malpighiales; Linaceae. The record is from the annotation of a GenBank genome assembly.